AUGGACCAACUUUCCUCGAUUCUGCCACAGCACCAAGGAUAUCUCCCAUACUUCUUAAUCGCCGAUGGCUUAUCCGCGGCGAUUCAUAGUGUCGUGUGCUACACAAGCGAUCCGACGACGUCCCCGAAGGCGUUUAGCGGACCAGCGGCGCCACUUCCGCACCAGUUGUUAGCCCACGUCUACGGUGUGAAGAACUUUUACACAAGUUUCAUCAGGUUCUACGCCGCAUACCACAUCACAAAUCCUCAGUUAUAUGAUCUCGCCCUUAUGACUUUCAUCGGUGUGCUGUUCUUAUAA
Molecule: messenger RNA, 297 nt
Organism: Annulohypoxylon maeteangense
Lineage: Eukaryota; Fungi; Ascomycota; Sordariomycetes; Xylariales; Hypoxylaceae
Exons: 2
Coding region: 1-297 (98 amino acids)
Cellular component (GO): membrane
Source: RefSeq, a predicted model, not a curated record